ACAGUUAACACAGUUGCAGGGAAACAUGUUUUAAAGGGAAAAAAAAAGGAUAUAAAAAAGAUAAGCGUUUGUUUAUAGAACUAUAUAAGAAUGAGUUUUCCGGAAUCUCGCAUCGUCACUCCAGGUCCAUACAGGGCUACGAAAUUGUGGAAUGAAGUUACAAAACUGUUCAGGGCUGGUAUGCCAUUAAAAAAACACAGACAGCACUUCCGAGUUUAUGGCUGCUGUUUUACUGCAGUGUCUGCUGUGGACUGGUUACAUGAACUUCUGAAAAACAACAGUAACUUUGGUCCAGAAGUUACCAGACAACAAACGGUUCAGCUGCUGAGAAAGUUUCUGAAGAACCAUGUGAUUGAAGAUGUGAAGGGGAGAUGGGGCUCAGAAACCUUGGAGGAUAAUAGCCAGCUCUAUCGGUUUCCUUCAACAUCGCCCUUCAAGGUGGUUCAAAAUCACCCCCUGUUUGCAAGAAAGAGCAGUGCAAAUGGUUUAAUAAAGGAUAAAGAUGGCUUUUUUAAAUUCCCUCACCUGAACAGAAGAAGCUCAAAGAAAUAUGAGGAUGAGGAACUCCAGGAAAAUACGGAGCCAGUAAGUAAAGCAGAGCCAAUGGAAGUCCCUGAAAAGGCACCACAAGUGCACAGAAGAGAAAUAACACAGGAGGAUAUAGAUGAUGUUUGGAGAAAUAUUACACUAACACAUUUACAGAAAACGUUGGGUCUGACCUCACUGGAAGAGGUCCUGGACUUGGCACAAGUUAACCCUCAUCACAUUGUUUACAACAUGACUAACGUCAACAAGCAUGGUGUUGUAACGUUACAGGACAAAUUGGGGGACCUCCCUCACUGGGUAUUAUCUGCUAUGAAGUGUUUGGCAAACUGGCCAAAGUACGAUACAAACCAGUCAUCUUAUCCUGGCUUUGAAAGGGAUGUUUUCAAAACGGUUUCAGAUUAUUUUCUGAAUCUUCCUCAACCGCUGGUGGCAUUUGAAUUCUAUGAACUGUUUGUGAAUAUCUUGGUUUUGUGCGGCUACGUCGUGGCCCCAAAAACAAGACAAGGAAAACGUAAAAACGAGGAUGAACCCUGCUGUCCUCCGCCAUCAAAAACACAGAACUUAAACAAUGUUGUCCCCUUCAAAUCAACUGAAUGUUUAUUACUGAGUUUAGUCUGUAAAGAUGCUUUAGAGGGCAAUCAAUCCCCACAGCACGAUGAAGUGUUCUCUGAUGAGACAGGAACAAGGGAGCGGAUGCUGCAGAAGGGCUGUGCAAGGAGAAUACAGCAGAACAAUGCAGCUAGCAGAAGAGCCAGUGACGUAAUGGGAGGUAGCUGUCAAAAUCUCUCCGCCUUUCCCAUGCCAGCUAGAUUUAGGAAAAGGUGCUAUUCUCUUGAAGGCAUCAUGGAUGUUUCAGUUGAAGGUCCUUCCAGAGACUAUUCACAGUAUCUCCUGUUCCAGUCUGGAGACAACUUGGCCAGCAUGAAGCCUAGCUCUCAUUCUGUUCUUCACAGUUCUUCUGAUGCUGACUCCAUUGUGUUCUCUAUUUCUUCAUCUACUAGUGACAGAUGCCAAAAAGAUGAUUUACCAUGCAGUGGUCAAUCAAUCACUCCUUGCAUGCUUUCUCAGGGAUUUCGACCACUAAUAAGCAGAUCAGCCAGCAUUGGCAGUUAUCUUGAUAUUGGCCAACGUAAUGAGAGAACCGGUAGUUGCUUUAGCAUAAAUGCUCCUGUGGCAGAAAUAACCAUGAAACCGGAUUUUUCUUCCAACAUUGAACUGAGGAGACCCAGUUUAGCUGCCUCCAGGAAAGAUGACUGUGUCGUCUCUAAAUAUGCAGCUAUGAACAGACAAUGUCUAAGCACCGUGGAACUUUCUAGAAACUCUUCUACCGCUGCACCAUCAUUGUCCUCUUUUGCACGAAGUGUCAAUGCUGAUGAAAGUCUUUUGCAGCCUCAGUUAGAAAGGGUUGCAAUUGAAGCACUGCAACUAUGCACCCUUUUACUACCUCCAGCCAACCGGCGUAAGCUCCAGCUGCUGAUGCGGAUGAUAUCUCGAAUGAGCCAGAAUGUGGACAUGCCACGGCUUCAUGAUGCUAUUGGAACACGAACUUUGAUGGUGCAGACAUUUUCCCGUUGUGUAUUACGCUGUGAAGAGGAAGUUGACCUUGAUGAGCUCUUGGCAACAAGGCUGGUUUCCUUUUUAAUGGACCACCACCAGGAGAUUCUUCAAGUACCUGUUUACCUGCAGAAUGCGGUUCAGGACCAUAUCAACUACCUCAAGAAAGUUCAGAUUACUUAUCCAGGGACAGGUGUGAGCGCCACCUUGCCAAUGUACUCCUUCUGUAGACAGAUAAGCAUUCAGGAAUUUGAGCAACAGAAGCUAUCUGCCUCCCAAGCUGCCAUAGCUGAUCUGCUGGAAAGCCUCCUCAAAGAUAAAAAUCUCUCUCUUAAGGACAAAAAGAAGAAGCUUAAACAGUUUCAGAAAGAAUAUCCAGAAAUCUACCACAAUCGUUUCCCAACCACAGAAAGUGAAGCCCAACUUUUUGUUGACAAACCAAAGAUCAAGCCUCCAAUGUUGAUAGCUAUGAAGAAGCCCAAAAUACUUGGCAUGCGAAACUGAAGGUGGACUGUUUAAAAGAAGAAUCUAUUCCUGAGGAAUAGACCCCUUUUACAUCUGGAAAAAAAAAAAAAAAAGUUAUUGUAAUCCUAGAACAGGUGCAGAUUACUUGAGGAUCAAGACUAGAGGCAAAUUUUAUUUUCCUUAUUUAUCCAAAUUAUAAUCUUAGUGUCUUGUUGAUUUCCCCCCCCCCCCCCAGUCUUAAAGCAAAGGCUUGCUUGCUUUCUAGAUCUUGCCUAGUAGAAAAUAUUGUGGAUUGUAUUGACCAUUGUAGUUAGUCUGAGGGGAGUAAAGCCUAAGCGCAUCAACCAAUUAACAGCUGAAAGUUAAAUGAUUUCCCUUUUUUAUGUAUUGAAUUUGCACUUUUUAUCUGUGUUUUAUACUUGGUUAUAUUUAAAAUGUUCUGAAGUUUUUUUUCACAUCAUUACUUCAUGCCUGGGCUAUAUAUAUAUAAACUUUAUGCUGUGUAUUCACAUGGAGCCAAUGAUUGUAUAGGUUGGUAGUGGUCUCCUCAGGCAACCCUCUUGUUUAUUUUCAGCCCCUCAUUUUGUUAUCCAAACCCUUUGAACCUCAUCGAUAGAUAUCUAUCACAGGGCUACGCUGUUCAAAUGUGGUUGUCAGGGUCCAUAAUUAGGUGACCACGUUAUUUGUUUUUCACCUAUAACACAUAUUGGCAUUUUUGUUCAUGAAAUGAUUUACAAUGCCCACAAGCCAAAUUAAUAUUGUAGCAUAUGGUGAAAAAUGAAGGAAGGAGAACACACACUUUGCAUGUACUCAAAUCCACGGUUUGUUGGGCCGAUUAUUCACAGCCCCUGUUAGUCUGGGCCACACCAAAAACAACAAAACAAUCUUGCACUUUCACAGCAGCACAUUCAUACAGAAGCUUGUCCCACUCUUUAGCGCAGCACAUUUUUUUCCUAGAGCAACCCUCUUUGGAGUCAAUCUUACAAAGAAAAGCCUCUUUGUUUUUCUUUCUUUGAGCCAUCCAUGCAAUGUAGAUUCUGCAACAUUUAUACCUUUUGAAACUGCUGCUUGAGUUUCACCUUUCCUUACUCUGUCCAUUGCACCAAGCUUCAUUUUAACAGAUUUGUUUUUUUGCUGUCUGCCAUGCUUCGUACUGUAUAUCUGGAAUGUUCACCCAACGUUUGAGUCAAAUUGGGAGAAAUAGGAGCCACAACCUUACCGUGUUGUAACUGAUUCUGCACUAUAUAUUCUAAUAACACAAUAUGUGUAAAUAAGUAUGUUGCAGAUUUGUGCAACACAGUCUUUUUGUAUUGAAAGCAAAACAAAGUGAAUAUACACAUUACACAAAGUAGACCAAAACUAGUUUAACAUGUUUGACAGACUGACCGUUUAAUGGUUUGCACUAUUGCCUGUAUUUGUAUAUAAAAUGUUAAGUCAUUAAUUUAAAGUACCUCAGACAUACUUGUUUACAGUUUUUGACCCUGCAUGUCACUGUGUUUGUCUUUACAGCCACAUCUGUACAAAAAACUAAAGGAUCUGAAC
This is a messenger RNA of Polyodon spathula (Mississippi paddlefish), 4107 nucleotides long. RefSeq names its product DEP domain containing 1a (gene depdc1). The transcript is spliced from 12 exons. Gene Ontology annotation, biological process: intracellular signal transduction. Bases 91 to 2604 code for a protein of 837 amino acids. The record is from RefSeq and is a predicted model, not a curated record. Lineage: Eukaryota; Metazoa; Chordata; Actinopteri; Acipenseriformes; Polyodontidae.